AUGGCGGAUGCUGAUGGCGGGGAUUCCCAGCCCCCGCCCAAAAGGCAGGCCACACAAACUCCCGCGCGAGUUGAGAGCUCCACCUUGGCGGGCCUGGAGGGCGAGACAACUACCCAGUCCGCCCCUGAAAACGCCGCCGCCGCCUCCACACUUGCACAGAAUGAGGAGUCUUCUACCCAACAGGGCGAGUUAGGAGCUCCACCGACUUCACCUACUUGCCCGACGAGCCCGGGUAAGGUGGAGGACCAAACUUCAUUUCCGGGAGGGGAAAAAGAAGGUCCACCGCGUGACCGCCUUGAGGAUCCCGCCACCUUCCUAAUUUCUCACCCCUUCUUUGAGAAACUGAGGGAAGGGGAGACCAGGGGAUCCAAACACUUGGCCCAAGAGGCCUUGCCGAGCCUACUUAGUGCUGGUUGCUUGCUUGCUCGGACAACCCAGAACUCUGAGUCCUCCGCUGCUGAGAUCGACCAACUUCAAAUGGAGGUUGAAGAGCUCCGCACCGCUAACCAGAAGGCUUAUGAGUAUCGAGACAAGCUUGUGGCCACGUUGGCGGCCCAGGAGACCAAGAUGAACAAGGUUGGUGCCGAGUUAGGCCGGGUCAGGAUCAACGUGGGUAACCGCGAGUUGAGGAUUGAAGAGCUAGAAGGAGAGCUCGCCGCUCGGGCCGAAAUUGUGACCGCCAAGGAAGAAGCCCUUGCCGCCACCAACAAAGAGCUUGAUUUUUUGAAGGGUGAAUUGCUGGCGAGGGAUAAGGCUUCAGAUGAAGCUAAGGUUGAGGCUGAGGCUAAGCCUAAGGCCGAGGUCGAGGCUAAGGCCAAGGCCGAGACUAAGGCCAAGGUGAAAGCCGAGGCCGAGGCUAAGGCUAAUGUUUAA
This is a messenger RNA of Lotus japonicus, 873 nucleotides long. RefSeq lists its product as uncharacterized. NCBI's taxonomy places the organism in Eukaryota, Viridiplantae, Streptophyta, Magnoliopsida, Fabales, Fabaceae. The record is from RefSeq and is a predicted model, not a curated record. The coding region runs from base 1 to 873 and encodes 290 amino acids. The transcript is spliced from 2 exons.